CUCUUUCUGCCUGGUGGGUGGUUCUGGUUGCUUUUCUCUAACUUCCCAGAAACAGAUGAAGCAGGAUCAGGGCAGCAGCUCCCCUGCUCUGGGACUUUCCAGGGGGAGAAAUUUAAGUGAUUUGGAAAAAAGGCGAUUCCUGUCCUGUCUGAGAACUGAGAAGAUGGAAGAAGUUGGGCAACUAUUGCCUGACUUCACCCAUACCCGGAUCCCCAGGCCCCAGCUUGUGUGGCAGCCAGUUCACUACCGCAGACACUGGCCGGACUCGAGCCUGGUGUUCAGAAAUCCCACUUUCCCAUGCAGCAUGAAUCAGUUUCCAGCAAAGAGCUCUUCCCAGUGUCAACCGCUGGAAGAUUCAAACUCCUGGCUCCCCUCCAUAGAGAGCCUUUCAAUGGAUGACUUUUGGAUGGAGGUGGAGAACAUGAAGCAGACUGAUGAGCUGAAGCAGGAAGAUGGUAGUAUUACUGAAGCCCAGAUCCCAGAGGAGGGUGAGGCAGAAGCCCAGUGGCUUCAGGAUACGGGCUUGGCUGACCUCAUUGGAGCCCCUACGCCGGACACUGAUAACAGAGCACUCUUAUCCACACUCACAAAGACGCAGGCGGCUGCUGUGCAACGGAGACUAGACACAUACACACGCUCAAUUCGUAGGAAAAACAAGCCACCAGUGAGAGACGUCAGAGACAUCUUUGGGACCUUUGAUUCUGGGGAGAUGUUAACAGAGAGAGUGGGUGCUGAAGAGAAAUGGACACAGCUCAACUCUAGGCCUGCAGAAUCCCCACCAGUGGCAGAUUAUCCAGGAUGUGUGGAAUAUCCUUGCCCAGUUCCCAGUUCUGGGAAGGAGGAAAUAUUCAGCACUGAUUCUGCAUAUUCGGAGCAAGCAGCUCUUCUGCAAAAAAGAACACUACCCCCAGAAAGCAAGUGGAUAAAGGGCAAGGGCUCACUGCCGAAGUUUAGAAUUCCGAAGGGAAGACUUGGAGUGACAAGAAUAGGAGACUUAUCCCAACAAGACAUGAAGAAGAUCCCUACAUUGGCCCUGAUUGAAUUGACAGCUCUCUGUGACAUUUUGGGACUGGACUUGAGAAGGAGCAAGGCAGGAAAAUGGAAGUCAACAGAGAACCAGCUCUUUGGAGUCCCUCUUAGCACUUUGCUGGAGACUGAUCAGAAAGUUGUCCCCAACACACAAGUCCCAUUGAUUCUACAAGCUCUGCUGUCCUGUUUGGAGAAGAGAGGGUUAGACACUGAAGGGAUUCUGAGAGUAUCUGGCUCCCAGACCAGGAUUAAGAUUUUACAGCAGAAGCUGGAGAGAGAUUUCUAUGCAGGUCUCUUCAACUGGGAUGAUGUCCAUCAAAAUGACGCGUCGGGCUUGCUGAAGAGGUUCAUCCGAGAGCUCCCUACUCCACUGCUUACGGCUGAGUACCUGCCUGCCUUCACCGUGGUACAGAAUAUCCCAGACCUGAAGCAACGAUUACAGGCUCUGAAUCUGCUCAUCUUAAUUCUUCCUGAAGCUAACAGAAACACUUUGAAGGCUCUGCUGGAAUUUCUCAGGAAGGUUGCUUCUCGAGAGAAGAACAAUAAAAUGACUUUGUGGAAUGUUUCCAUGGUGAUGGCACCAAAUCUCUUCAUGCAUAAAGGGCAGCCUCACAGAAUCCCAGAGGGAAAGGGGAAGCAGCUGGCCGAGGGUGCUGCCGAUGUCGUCCGGGCCAUGAUCCAUUACCAGGACCUUCUGUGGACUGUCUCCUCCUUCUUGGUUGCCCAAGUCCGGAAACUGAAUGAGUCCAGCAGCUGGAGGCAUCAGUUCUAUGACAGACGGAUCAAGAACUUCCUUAGGAAGAUUCACACGGACAAGGACAAGGGGAACAAGACCUCUGCGGAGCCAUCCAAAGUGGUGAAAAUCCAGGCUGCUCUGCUCCUGAAGGACUGCUUGGAAGUGCAUCUUCAUAACGGCACCAAAGCAGCUGAUGUGCUGAAGCAGUUCCAGAGGCACCUCUGCUCCAACAGCUGGAACGUCAUGAAUUCUGUCAGCCCCAUCCAAUGUAAUGGGCCGGUUGAAUCAUCAAAUCUACUCCUCUAUGAAGUCGGUGGAAACAUAAGUGAACAUUGCCUGGAUCCAGACACCUACCUCUUAGACCUGUACCACACCAACCCCCAUGGGGAAUGGGUCAUCAAACAGAGUCCCACCUUACCCCGAACACUUUAGGAGGGUUAACAAGGGUCAGAAAGAAAGAAGAGCAGCAGGAAGAACAUUUUUUCCUUUUGAGUACUUCCAGUGCCUUUAGCUGGAAGAUGUGCAGAAUUCAACCUGAAGGUGGGCAGAGAUGUGGAAGCUACAGAUCACUUCAUGUUCCAAAGAACCCAGCUGAUCAGCAGCACAGUGCCUGUCAUUAGUGAUGUGUGAAUAAUGCAUUUAGGUGGGCAGACAUCCUCCUGUACAGCAUUCCAGCCAAUAGUUGCCCAGAAACCAACCUGACAGUGAAAUCCUUGCUCAUUCUUGGGCAGUGACUCAUAGAAGAGAGAGAGAGAGAAUAAAGUCCUAGAAACUGCAAAUCUGAAAGAAAAUUGUGCAGCUGAGAAAGACAUUCCCAUUUUGGAAAGCUUUGUGGCUAUUGCUCCUAAGAACAGCUCCCUCAUCUUUCUAUUAGUCACGCGAGUUCUCUGCUCUUGGCAGAGAAGAGAUGCUGCUGCUCUGGGAUGCAGUAGUCUUUCCUAGACAAGAGUGCCCUACUCUCUUGUCUCCUCCAUCCUGCUCUGCAUUAGGGCAGUCAUCUUCAUCUGUUUCUGGCUGGACCCAGGUAGUUCUGGAGGGGAAAGUGAGGCAGGAGACCUUGCACAGACUCCCUCCCUCAAAUCCAAUUCACUUACGUAUCAUGGUCCUCUUCAGGAACUAAGGUCGAACAACACAUCCUACUAAAAGACUCACCCCCAGAAGGAGGAUGAGGCUGUUAACACUUAGUCAGCUUCCUCAGCUGCCUACUCUGACUUUCCCAAGUGAUUCUGUCCUUAUUCAUGAGAUUGUGGAGUCACUCCCCCCACAGUCAACAUUGGUCAUUGUCCAGGAAUCGAGUGGCGUGUUAGGGGUCUUUGAAGUUGUAUUUUGACCCUUUCUUGUCAGUUCAGUGACCCAGUAUUACUUUUUGCUUAAGAAGCAUCCAGUGUCUUAACUUUUAAAAAUUGUGUCUGAAGUCUGUUUCCCCCUUGGAAAUCCCUGCUCCAUAUCGGAGAUCUGCUCGGGAAUCUUUCCUUCUCUGACCCUGCUGACGACACUUGGAGAAGUCCAGUGCCCUGAGCCAUGUUGCCCUCCCCCCCUUGCCUCAGAACUGCCUACCUAUUGAUAGCUAAAUGCAUCUUGUGGAAUGUAGUUUGCUUUGGGGAUGUGAUCUUUGUGCCUUUCUGUUGCGGCCAUGUUACAAUCCCGACUCACUAUCUCCAAAUAGAGACAGGCAACGCCAGGGAAACUAGGCGCAGCCCCUCGUGGUUUUGGCCAGGUGGGAGAUGGGGGCUGGACCCUCCUGCCCUUGGCCUGUCUCCAGAUGGGGUCAGGGCUGAACGUGUGCCUCUGGCCAUGAUCGGGGAGGCCGAGGGGACAGAGUUCUCUACCUCGGCGCACAGUCACAACAUCCCACGUGGUUGUGAGAGGCCAGAGGUCGCAGCCUGGCCCAAGACCGAGUGGGUAGGAUGCAGCCCGGAGCCCUGGGGUUUCCUCCGGAAUGGCUUCGUGCACCAGGACGCAACUUUGGGCUUCUCUCACUUGCUCCUUAAGCAUCUCUGAUCCUUCUAACUCCCCUCUAUAGAUCAGUACUGUUUGCUCCAGACCACACGUCCAUAGGCUAUGAUCUUGCCGUGCUGAGAAUCUCUGGUACUUCUGGGCCUCCGUGAGUUUUAUCACUAUCCUUUGGGCUCAGCUGUCGCUUGUGGCCAAGAGAGAUGGGAACACGGAGCUUCAGGAACACGUCAAAGAGGCCAAGCUUUUUCGGGGACAUUGCUGUUAAUUUGAUGGUGCAGUAACUGGCCUGGGAUCCAAGACCCUCUGACAGGCCCCUUAACCUUUUCCUUUGUAAAUGGGGUUUGAGUGUGGUGGGGUUGGUGCUGGAUGAUCUCUGACGUCCCUUGCAAUCAUCCCUUGACCUCAAAUCAUGGAGCAGCGAUAGAGGCUAUUCUUGGGACAGAAUUUAAAUCGAAGGUGCCAGCACUAUGAGCACAGACAGGAGUUUUAGGGCUGUCAGAUUUGGUGCUGAAAGGAACCUUAGAAAUCAUUCUAUCCGAGGUCUUCAUUUUUUAUGAAUGAAUAAAAACAAGUUGAAAAAAGUGAGGUGACUUAUCCAGGCUUGCAGAGACAAGAUUGACACCCCGGGAUUCUUUCAAUAACCUUGCACAGGUGUUCCACCAUUUCUUAUUUCCUUGUUUGUCAGAAGAAAACGAAGAGGUUAAAAACCAAAACUUUUUGUUGUUAUUGAAUUUAUUUUCUUUUCAUUUUUUAAAAUUAUAUUUAAAAUUAGUUUCAAUAAUAAAGAUAAGAAAAAGUUUA
Molecule: messenger RNA, 4522 nt
Organism: Antechinus flavipes (yellow-footed antechinus)
Lineage: Eukaryota; Metazoa; Chordata; Mammalia; Dasyuromorphia; Dasyuridae
Gene: ARHGAP40
Product: Rho GTPase activating protein 40
Exons: 16
Coding region: 56-2197 (713 amino acids)
Biological process (GO): regulation of actin filament polymerization; regulation of small GTPase mediated signal transduction; signal transduction
Cellular component (GO): cytoplasm
Molecular function (GO): GTPase activator activity
Source: RefSeq, a predicted model, not a curated record